CGAGGUAUCGAUACAGCGAUGACGAUUGUUGUCUCGGACGUUGUUCCCUAUAAUAGUUCGCUGCCUGGAUAUACGCUCGAUCAUCAUCGUCGAAGAGCAGGCUGGUGUCGAUGCCGUCAAAGUCAAAGAACACCGGACCGCUCCAUUCCCCCGACCAGAUGUCCGCCAUUUUCACCCAGAAGUUAUAAUGCCCCGUCACGCGCUGCUGGUUCGACGCGUUGGUGCACACCACAUAGAACACGCCCUUGUGGUACCGGAUGUUUGGAGCAAGCAGCCCGGCCGUUGAAACGAGCUGGUCCCCGCUCAGGAGAGUCUGGAGUUUCGAUCCAGCACCAGCCAAGUCCAGCUGGUCCACUCGACUGACGCAGUGUCCUAGCAACGAUUUAUCCAAAGAGGCGGCAACAUUCGAGACUCCCUCAACUUCGCCAAUCACUCACCUAUCUUUGCCCA
This is a messenger RNA of Penicilliopsis zonata CBS 506.65, 450 nucleotides long. RefSeq lists its product as hypothetical. The record is from RefSeq and is a predicted model, not a curated record. Lineage: Eukaryota; Fungi; Ascomycota; Eurotiomycetes; Eurotiales; Aspergillaceae. The transcript has a single exon. The coding region runs from base 19 to 363 and encodes 114 amino acids.